AUGCAUGGAUUACUUUUCAGUGCGAAAUUCAAUUUGAAACGUGCCUUUGAGAUACCAUAUUUUAACGGGACCAUAUUUCUGGAGAAUAAAAGUAAAGUCGGAAAGGUAGAAGAGAUAUUUGGCCCAAUUGAUAAUUCAGUAAGUCUUCUAAUUUGUAUAUGUACUUGA
Bathycoccus prasinos is the source of this 168-nucleotide messenger RNA. RefSeq lists its product with no specific name. Lineage: Eukaryota; Viridiplantae; Chlorophyta; Mamiellophyceae; Mamiellales; Bathycoccaceae. Gene Ontology annotation, biological process: ribosome biogenesis; pseudouridine synthesis. Bases 1 to 168 code for a protein of 55 amino acids. The record is from RefSeq and is a predicted model, not a curated record. The transcript has a single exon.